UCACAUUUGGGGGCCGGUCCCUAGGCCGAAAAUUGGAACUGACAGUACAGCAAAGAUGGCUGAUGAAAAGGAACCUCCUCCUCUGUUUGAUAACGUGGAAAUUAACAAAAAUGAUGAACUCGAUGACGACGACGAUGAUCUUUUCGCAUCAGCUGUUCAGGACCAGCAUCAGCUCAAUGAUGAUUCACCUUACAAUGGAGUGAGCUCGAUACAGGCAGAGCUUCCUAAAUUAACUUUGCGAGAUGCAGCAGAGCAAAAUUCUGUUUCAUCUAUUUCGAGUCCUCCUCCGGGACCCUUGAGCCCUACUCUUGAUCCCAUGGGUAGUGAUCUGGGAGAAAUGGAUGAAGUGCCUAUUAAUGAUAACAAUGACAUACCCCCAUCAAAAAGUGUCUUCCAAUCGCAAUCACUUGAAGAGGUGCCGACAGAGUCAUCGGAUGUAUUUUUAAAGAUCACAAUUACCUCACCUCAAAAAGUUGGUGAAGGUAUGGGAGCAUAUGUUGCAUAUAGAGUUGAGACUAGAACUAACAUGCGAAUAUUCAGAAAGCAGAGCUUCAGUGUUGUCCGCCGCUUCAGUGACUUUCUUGGUCUUCACGACAAGCUCACUGCAAAGUAUCUGAGAAAUGGCCGAAUCAUCCCACCGGCACCCGAAAAAAGCGUAAUUGGUAUGACAAAAAUAAAAAUGUCCGGGGAUAAGUCCCAAGAACACAAUUCGAGUUCCACCGAAUUCAUUGAGAGGCGCAGAGCAGCACUGGAGAGAUAUGUAAAUAGAACGGCCGCCCACCCUGUCCUCAGCAUUGAUCCCGAUUUUAGAGAAUUUUUGGAAGCUGAUAUGGAGCUGCCCAAGGCUACGAAUACGUCCGCUCUCAGUGGUGCUGGAGUAAUGAGGCUUUUCAACAAAGUUGGAGAAACGGUUAAUAAAAUCACCUAUAAAAUGGAUGAAAAUGAUUCGGAGGGUAAGUGGUUUGAGGAAAAAACAACUCAAAUUGAUUCUCUCGAUACGCAAUUACGCGCGUUGCACUCCGCCGUCGAUAAUUUGACUAAUCAAAGAAGAGAAUUGGCCAAUUGCACAGGUGCCACUGCAAGAUCUGUGGCUGUACUUGGUCACGGUGAACCGGGAGCUUCUCUCGGAAGAGCGUUAGCUCAAUUGGCUGAAACUUUAGAAAAAGUUGAGAUAGUUAGAAGAGCUCAAAGUAACAGUGACCUGUAUCAAUAUGGAGAAAUGCUGAGAGAUUACGUCGCAUUGAUUGGUGCAAUCAAAGAUGCCUUCCACGAACGUGUGAAAGUAUUCCAAAAUUGGCAGCAUGCUCAACUAAUGCUUAACAAGAAACGAGAGCAGAAGGCCAAGUUAGAACAAUCUGGGCGCAGCGAUAAAUCCAGUCAAGCUGUGACAGAAGUUAUCGAUUGGGAAGCAAAGGUCAAGAGGGGACAAUUAGAGUUUGAUAAUAUUUCAAGAAUGAUAAAGAAAGAGGUGGAAAGAUUCGAGUUGGUCAGGGUAGAUGAUUUCAAGAAACAAUUGAUUGAAUAUCUCGAAGCAAUGUUACAACAUCAAAAUCAGUUGAUUAAGCACUGGGAAAGUUUUCUUCCAGAGGCUCGUGCGGUCGCAUGAACAUUCCACAACCAUAUAAAUAAAUAAAUAUAUAUAAAAACAAAAAGAAUAUAUAAAUGUUACAUACAUCAUAUGUAACAAUAAUAAAAGUAUCUUUUUUAAGCCUUAGGUAAUAAUUCAUAUCUGAACAUGUAUUAUCAAGGGUAAAAGUUGAGGCUCUUUAAUGUUUUGCGUCUGAGUUUUCAAGAAAACAACCAAUGAUAAAAAAAACUAAUACUUAAAACUUCAUAA
Molecule: messenger RNA, 1837 nt
Organism: Athalia rosae (coleseed sawfly)
Lineage: Eukaryota; Metazoa; Arthropoda; Insecta; Hymenoptera; Athaliidae
Gene: Snx1
Product: sorting nexin-2
Exons: 8
Coding region: 56-1606 (516 amino acids)
Biological process (GO): early endosome to Golgi transport
Cellular component (GO): endosome; endosome membrane
Molecular function (GO): phosphatidylinositol binding
Source: RefSeq, a predicted model, not a curated record